GGCUUUGUUGUGAGAGUUACGAGGCCGCGGCCAAAAACUAGGUCUGCCUCUCUCGACACGCUCUGCGUAGGCACAGCAACCGCGAGCUGUGCCCGACGCCUACGCGGCUGUGAGCACGCAUCUCUCGCACACGUCCAUAGUUUGGGCGUUCUGGCUUGUCCUCACGCUGCCGUGCUUCUCACGCGCGCCGGCGCCGCGCAUCCAUGCGACGGUAUACUGCAGCUGUCAUGCUCCUGGUGCGGACGGCGCGGGCGCUGCGAGCUCCGUUAGCGCGGCAGCCAGCGCUGAUGACGCGACGCGCCGCCACGACGACGGACCCGCUCUACGUCACGACUCCCAUCUACUAUGUCAACGCGGCGCCGCACGUCGGCCACGCGUACACGUCGGUUGCGUGCGACGCCGCCGCGAGGUUCGCGAGGUUGGAUGGUAGAGAGGCGACGCUCGUCACGGGCACUGACGAGCACGGCGAGAAGGUCGAGGAGUCCGCCGCGGCAAAGGGCGUAGAGCCGUUGGAGUUCGCGACGAGCGUGUCGAACACGUUUCGCGAGUUGGCGGAUUCGUUUGAUAUAAAAUACGACCGCUUUAUCCGGACGACCGACGCGGACCACAAGGUGGCCGUCGAGGCCCUGUGGAAGCGCUUGGAGGACGCCGGCCAGAUCUACCUCGGUUCGUACGAGGGCUGGUACUGCGUCCGCGACGAGUGCUACUACACGGAGGGCGAGCUCGUCGACGGCAAGGCCCCGACCGGCGCCGAGGUUGAAUGGCGCGCGAAGGAGCCCUCGUACUUCUUCAAGCUCAGCGACUGGGGCGACAAAUUGAUCGAGCUGUACGAGAAGGAGGACAUCCUCGGGCCCAAGUCGCGCAAGAACGAGGUGCUCUCUUUUUUGAAAAUGGAGGAGCUGCGGGACCUCUCCAUCUCGCGGACGUCGUUCAAGUGGGGCCUGCAGGUGCCGGGCGACCCGGACCACGUCGUCUACGUCUGGGUCGACGCGCUGACGAAUUAUUUGACGGCCAUCGGCUUCCCGAACGGCAACUGGGAAGCGACCUGGGGAGGUGCCACUCAUGUCGUCGGCAAGGACAUUCUGCGCUUCCACGCUAUUUACUGGCCGGCGAUGCUCAUGGCGGCGGGCCUGCCGGUGCCGAAGAAGAUAUACGCGCACGGAUGGUGGACAAAAGAUGGCCAGAAGAUCAGCAAGUCGCUUGGUAAUGUAGUAAUCCCUUCCGAGCUCAUCGACGACUACGGCCUCGACGCGACUCGCUACUUCUUAUUGUCCGAGGUUCCCUUCGGCGGCGACGGCGAUUUUAGCCGGACGGCGAUGCUCGCGGCCUGUAACGGAUUUUUGGCGAAUGCUGUGGGCAACCUCUGCCAGCGGUGUUGCUCCAUGAUCGGUAAGAAUUUGAAAGGAAGCACGCCUGCAUUAUCUGACCUGACGGCAGAUGACACGGCGCUGCUGGAUUCGGCGCACGCCCUGGCCGACGCGAUGCGGCCGCACAUGGACGCGCUCGCCUUCAACAAGGCGCUCGGCGAGGUCGAGGCCGUUGUGCGCGACGCGAACCGCUACUUUGACAACCAGGAACCCUGGAAACUCAAGAAGAGCGACCCCGAUCGUAUGAGCGUCGUCCUGGCCGUUGCCCAGGAAACGCUCCGGUGUAUCGCGAUUAGCUACCAGCCCUUCAUGCCCGGCGCCGCGGCGAAAAUGCUGGACUUGCUAGGCGUUGCGGAGGGCGACCGGGAUCUCGCCGCGCUAAGGCGUGAUGGCGUCGCUGCCGGAACUGUUCUGCCGAAGCCGUCGGCCGUGUUCCCGCGUGUCGAGGACGAGUCGUCGUAAAUUAACUUAGAAU
Molecule: messenger RNA, 1842 nt
Organism: Pelagomonas calceolata
Lineage: Eukaryota; Pelagophyceae; Pelagomonadales; Pelagomonadaceae
Source: the annotation of a GenBank genome assembly